Molecule: messenger RNA, 2931 nt
Organism: Hordeum vulgare subsp. vulgare (domesticated barley)
Lineage: Eukaryota; Viridiplantae; Streptophyta; Magnoliopsida; Poales; Poaceae
Product: DNA (cytosine-5)-methyltransferase 1-like
Exons: 20
Coding region: 1-2706 (901 amino acids)
Cellular component (GO): nucleus
Molecular function (GO): methyltransferase activity; chromatin binding
Source: RefSeq, a predicted model, not a curated record
AUGGCGCCGCCCAGCUCGCCGCCCUCGGCCGCCGCGCCGUCGCGGGGCUCCUCGCGCAAGCGCACGGCCUCCGCCAAGGCCGCGCCCGAGGCCGACCAGGAGGCCUCGGUCACCAAGCGCCCCCGCAAGGGCACCUCCUCCGGCAAGAGGAAGCCGGCGCCCAAGGCCGCCAAGAAGCAGCAGAAGGCCACCAAGGCGCCGCGGGAGAAGAAGGCGGAGGAGAAGCCGGCGGCGGAGGACGAGGUGUGCGGGGAGGAGCCCGACGAGGAGGAGCUGGCCCUCGGGGAGGAGGACGAGAUGGCCGCCUCCGGGGAGCAGCAGCAGCAGGCGGCGGCGGCGGCCAAGAGGCGCGUGGCGCAGCCCACCAAGAAGGCCCGGAACGUCGCCGCCGGUGACAGGGAGCCCGAGUUCCUCGGCGAGCCCGUCCCCGCCGACGAGGCCCGCGCCAAGUGGCCGCAGCGCUACCAGCGCGGCUCCCCCAAGCGGCCGGAGGAGGACGAGGACAUGAAGGCGCGCGCCCACUACCGCUCCGCCAAGGUCGACGACGUGGACUACACGCUCGGCGACGACGUCUACGUCAUGGCUGGGGAAAAUGAGGCAGAUUACAUUGGCCGAAUAACUGAGUUUUUUGAGGGUGUUGACAAGACCAACUACUUCACAUGUCGCUGGUUCUUCCGUCCAGAGGACACGGUGAUAUCUAGAGCCAAAUUUGUCAAUGAUCACACCCAUGACCCAAAGCGUGUCUUUCUCUCUGAGGAAAAGAAUGAUAAUCCACUUGAUUGCAUCAUAUCAAAGGUCAAGAUAAUCCAUGUUGAUCCAAAUACGGAUUCAGUGACCAAGGCCAAACUGGUGGCUGGCACUGACUUGUACUAUGACAUGUCAUACUCUGUUGCUUAUUCUACAUUUGCUAACAUCCCAUCAGACACCACCGAGAACUCUGGUAUUUCUACUGAUGCUGAUUCAGAGAAUGGGACCCCAGUAAAAACAGCAUCCCUCCUUGAUCUGUAUUCUGGUUGUGGUGGGAUGUCAACAGGGCUGUGCUUGGGUUCAGCGCUUGCUGGCCUGAAACUUGAAACUAAAUGGGCUGUUGACCUGAACAGCUUUGCAUGCAAGAGCCUUAAAUAUAACCAUCCCAAAACAGAGGUUCGAAAUGAAAAGGCUGAGGAUUUUCUUGCACUUCUUAAGGAAUGGGUGAUUCUAUGCGACAAAUAUGUCCAUGGCAAUGAUUCUGAUGCAGCAGAACCUGUUGAGGAAGAGGAAGAUGAUGAGCCUCUUGGAAAGGAUGAGUUUGUGGUUCAAAAGCUUCUUGGGAUCUGCUAUGGUGGCAGUGGGAGGAAAAAUGGAAUCUAUUUUAAGGUUCAAUGGAAAGGAUAUGGCCCAGAAGAGGAUACCUGGGAGCCCAUUGAAAACCUGAGUGAUUGCCCAUUGAAAAUUAAGGAGUUUGUGCAAGAAGGGUACAAGCGAAACAUUCUACCCCAGCCUGGUCAGGUUGAUGUUAUUUGUGGUGGCCCACCCUGCCAAGGGAUAAGUGGGUUCAACCGGUUUAGAAACCGUGAUAACCCUUUACAAGACGAGAAAAAUCAACAAAUGGUUACCUAUAUGGACAUUGUCUCUUACCUGCAACCAAAGUUUGUUCUGAUGGAGAACGUCGUGGACAUUCUGAAAUUUGCUGAUGGUUAUCUCGGUAGAUACGCAUUGAGCCGUCUCGUGUCUUUGAACUACCAAGCCCGCCUUGGGAUGAUGGUAGCUGGUUGCUAUGGGCUUCCUCAGUUCAGAAUGCGGGUGUUCCUUUGGGGAUCUCUUCCUACAAUGGUCCUCCCAAAGUAUCCUCUUCCUACUCAUGAUGUAGUUGUUCGUGGUGGUGCUCCAAAUGCUUUCUCGCAAAGCAUUGUUGCGUAUGAUGAGACACAAAGGCCAAUUUUGAAGAAAGCUCUCCUUCUUGGUGAUGCCAUUUCAGAUCUGCCGAAGGUUGACAACUAUCAACCACAUGAGGUGAUUGAAUAUCGUGGUCAACCCAAGACUGAAUUCCAGCGGUAUAUACGACUUAGUCGUAAAGAUAUGUUGGACUAUUCAUUUGGUGAUGACACUUGUCCUGAAGAAGGCAAGCUCUUGGACCACCAGCCUUUAAGGCUAAACCAGGAUGAUUAUGACCGAGUCCAGCAGAUUCCGAUAAAGAAGGGAGCAAAUUUCCGUGACUUGCCAGGCGUCAAGGUUGGAGCGAAUAACAUUGUGGAGUGGGAUCCAGAAGUUGAGCGUGUCUACCUCAAGUCUGGCAAACCUUUGGUCCCUGACUAUGCAAUGUCCUUCAUCAAGGGCAGAUCACCAAAGCCGUUUGGUCGGUUGUGGUGGGAUGAGACGGUGCCUACGGUUGUGACCAGAGCAGAGCCGCAUAACCAGAUCAUUCUGCACCCGAACCAGGGACGUGUUUUGACUGUCCGCGAGAACGCUAGGCUGCAAGGGUUCCCCGACUACUACCGGAUGAACGGUCCCAUGAAGGAGAAGUACAUCCAAGUCGGAAACGCUGUGGCUGUCCCCGUCGCACGUGCACUGGGCUACUCUCUGGGCCGGGCGUACCAGGGCGAGGUGGAUGCGGGGCAUGAUGCGCUGUUUGUCCUUCCCGAGAGCUUCACCAACGUCGGGCAGACCGGAGCACGGGCAAGGGCUUCCUCCGUUGGGACCCCUGCCGGCGAGGUGGUCGAGCAGUAGAGCGGAGGCUGUCUGUUGUGUUGUGGUGGCGGUGUUCGAGUCUAGUCCAUUUGUCGCGGGAACUAAAUUGCUGCAGCAUGUAAGGAUUGCUCGAGUGGUUGGCUGGUUGAACUUGUUGUGAUCGUUGAGAUCCUUAGUCGUAGAUGAAGAAACUGGUACUGGUAUGUUGUUCCAUUGUUGCUACCUGCCCCAUUGACAAUUAUUAUUGUCUGUUCUCCACUGGAA